GGGGGGGACGGCAGUCAGCGGCGGCGCAGGGCUGCGGGCGAGGGGCGGAGCGGAGAGACCCUGUAUCUGCCAUGGCCGCCUCCCCCUCCCCGCAGCCUCCCUUAAAUACUAUGGGGCGGCCGUAGCUGCGGCUGGUGUUGCUGCUGAGCGCACCAUGCGGGCUGUCAUCGCUUUGGCCGCGUCGCUGGGCAGCCUGCUGCUCGGCGGCUGCCUCCUGCGGCUGGGCGGACAGCAGCCCCUCCGCGCCAGGGGCUGGGAGGAGGACGCGGGAAUAGCUACUGUCACGCCGAAAGUGGUGCGAGCUCUCAGGCCGCCCUUAACGCCCCUUCCUCGGACCGAGAACAGAACAACUGUUAAUAAAAAUGGAAUUUACCAGUUCGAACAGGCUUCAAAAUGUAAGGCAAUUCAGGACAACAUUUUGUCAUCAUCUGUCAAGAAGAAAAGAUAUACAGAAGACUAUUAUCUUCACAUCGUCACAAAACUGCAGAACUGCACCUGGAUAAGGAGACCAGAAGAAUCUAUGAAAUUCAGGUCAGAAUUAGCUUCCUGCUGUGAUGCAGUUCACAAUUUUAUUGCUUCUCAAAACAACAGCCCACUGGGAAGUAACAUGAGUUAUGAAGUGGACAGUAAAAAGACCAUCCUCAUUACAGAGGACAUUUUUAAGAUGCUGCCUGUGUCCUCUCACCUUUCAGUCUAUCCCUUCAAGACCUGUGCCGUGGUUGGAAAUGGAGGCAUUCUGAAAAAUUCCAGCUGUGGAGCUGAAAUCGAUCGUUCUGACUUCGUGUUUAGGUGUAACCUCCCUCCAACCGUGGGAAGCAUUAGCAAAGAUGUUGGCAAUAAAACAAACCUUGUGACUGUUAAUCCAAGUAUCAUAGCUCAGAAAUACAACAAACUAAAUGAAAAGAAGGCUGAAUUUCUGGAGAACAUUGCGGUCUAUGGAGAUGCUUUGCUUUUAUUGCCAGCGUUUUCCUUCAGAAGCAACACAGCCACUUCUUUUAAAGUGUAUCACACUCUGCAAGAGUUCAAAGCAACCCAAAGGGCAAUAUUUUUUCACCCCACUUAUCUGAAAAGUCUUGCCCAGUUCUGGAGAACUAAGGGUGUGAAAGCCUACAGGUUGUCAUCUGGUUUUAUGAUCACUAGUGCUGCUCUUGAGCUGUGUGAGAAUGUGAAGCUCUAUGGCUUCUGGCCUUUCUCAAAAUCCAUGGAGAAGAUGCCAAUCAGCCACCACUAUUAUGACAACCAGCUGCCUAAACCAGGUUUCCAUGCAAUGCCCAAAGAAUACAACCAGAUUCUUCAGCUUCAUGGCAAAGGCAUUUUGAAGUUGCAGUUUGGUAAAUGUGAAUCAGACUAAAAAGGGUGAUGAUCCUAAGGAGGCAAUUUGUGUGUAUCUCAGCAGUUCAGUGUUGGAUUUGAGCUGAUGUGAUUUUGUGAUUUAAGCUGCAUUACUACAAUAGAGAAACAUUUUACACUUAGGGAGAAAAGGAAGUGGUGUUUUUCAUGCAGUGACUGCUACAUUUCUGAAUUUUGAGUAAUCUUUUUUUUUAAAUACAAAAUAACAUUUAUUUGGGAAAUUCUGAAACUCCUGCCUAUUGGUUUAAUUGCAGCAAAGCACAAUCUCAGGACGGUGGCAAUAUGUGACCUUCAUCAUGUUUUGCUUUUUAAAAGAUCAUUAAAAUACUUUGACAUGAGAUCUCUGGUUUUGUUAGUAUCAUGUAAUACAGGCAAUAGUCUCUGUAUGGUAGCUGCAUCAGUUGGCAGUGGAAAUUUUCAAUUAAGAACUUGAUCCUAUAAACACUAGCAUUUGUCUACAUGAGAAAGGUGAUGAGAAGAGCUACAGUGGAGUAAUUAAUUCUGAGCUAUGUCAUUCUCAGCUUGUUCCAGGGUGCACAGAUUCAAAAAUCCCCCAGGUUGGAGAUAGUCAAGUGGUUUAUGGGCUUUCAUUUUGUGUGCAAUAGGUAAUGCUGUGGUUUUAACGGGAUCACUCAUGUGAGUGAUGUUAGUUUUGUGAACAAGUGUUUGAAGGACCAGAGCUGUAUAAUUGUUUUUAAACCCAUCUUCUUGCUUGUGUUUCUAUCUAAGGUCCAGUUCAACUGCAAAUGAGAACAAUGAACUAGGUUCCAUGCUGCAAUCCCCAGAGUCUUGGUAGGACAUGCCUUUGCACACAUUCCUGCAAUCCCAGCUCUGUAUCUCGGCUGACAUAUGAGAUGGACCAUUCAUUAGAAAAAUGAUAGGUACCAAACCUAUCAUUUCUUCUACUUCUUUUUCACCCAGCAUAGCUCGGACCAAUAUGUGACCUACAGAUAAGGAAACUGCAUUAAGCAUUAUUAGAAGAAUGUUGCUUUUACAGUCAACCCCAAGCUCUUCUCCUAUACCAGAACAUAUGAGAACAGAUCCUACAGUCUCUUAAUUUAAAACCCAUGCAGUUCUUGUGCUUUAAGUUUCCAGAUGGUCCAAGAAUACCCGGGGAGCAACAUCCUGCGACUAGAGAAAGUGAAAUAUCAGCCCAGUGGAAAGAAUCACAUUAACAUUUACAGGAGGUACCAUGAGUAGUUGUUGCCCUAGCUAUGGCUGCUUGUAUGUUAUUGCUUAUAUGUUUUCCUGCAGAAAAAAAACCCAACCAAACAAAAAAUUGUAAGAACAGCUACUGUAAGCUCAGUUUCAGUAGCUUUUCUGAGAGUCUUGAAAGAUCAAUUAAAAUAUAGUGUCCUUCUGCUUUUUACAGAUACUGUCAGAUGAUGUUUACUAGAACUCGUUUUGCCACUGUAGCAUUAAUUCCCCAAUCAAAUGAUUUAAAGAGCAUUCAAUAUUCCACUCAUUGAGGAUUAUAUCUGAAAAAAAAAUUCUACUUAAAUGAAAUAAGGUUAAAAUAAGGUUAAAAAAGGUUUUAAACUGAUACUUCAUAAGAGCAUUUCUAUAUUGUAAUAUUUGCAGGCUUACCUUGCAGCAGUUUUAUAAUCACGUAAAUAAUUCUGAAAGUAUUAGAAUCAAUCAGUAUGGGUCCAGGUCUCUUAGCUGAGACACAUUAAGCAUCUUGAUCCAUUUCCAAGGUAAUGAUAUCAGAAUCCAAUACUACUCCUACCCAAGCAGAAGUGUCCGUAAUUCCUGGCUGUAUACACCAGCAAUAAAGUAGAUUUUUUAAAAUAAGGUUUUAAAAAAGUAGAUAGUGCUUUGGGGCAUUGAAUGACACCACUAAUACAUGAGUGGACCUCUGAAUAUCAGUAGGGCUCUUAACAGAAACAAAGUCGAUGAGUACAUCUGCGUUACCAGCUGGUGACUGAAAGAGGCGAGCACAGGGGUUUGAUUUACUGUGAUCUGUUAUGGUUCCAGCACCACACGUCCACAUUUUUUCUUCACCAGCAGUGAAUUUGUGCCAGAUUCUGGCCAUAGGCAUCUGCUGCUCAUGUGCAGAGAGCUGGCUGCUGCAAGACCCUGCAUCCAUGUUACGAGUGUUAGGGGUGAUUGCCUACUGCAAGUCCUAGUUGUAGAUCAAAAAUAAAUGUGCUCCCAAAAGAGCUCCUCCUGUACCAUAAAUCGCUCACAUAGACUGUCCCAGAGUGUUGGUAGCUGGAAGCUGUGCAAUGUGACAUAGUUGUUCUUUGGGUCAUGCAAACAGGUUGAGGAGAACCACAUCAUAUUUUAACCAGAGAGACAAAGAUGCACCUCUGUCCAGGCAAGGACUGUGACUUGUUCCAGUCUAGCACAGUGCAAUGAGAUGGCUGUGUAGAAGCUACAUGGUUUGACUUGGAAAAAUUCAUACAUCUUUUAGAGAUUGAGGAUCCUUCAUUGUAUCCAGAACGAUAGCAAGUGCUUUGUGUGCAUGUAGAGAUGAUGCAAAGGGUAUCAUUCAUUGCUCAAAUUAAAUUCAAUGAACUACUCAGUGACUGAAGUGGCAAAACCUGUUUGUGUGUAAGCAGAAGAUGUGGAGAGGAGAAAAUGAAAUGUAUUUGCAGUGGAGAAGCAACUUCUUUCAAUAGUGUUUGUUAGUUAAUUUUGAGUGUAUUGCAUUAUCUGAGUGAAUAAAUGUAUACAGCAUACCAUGACACACCGUGAAGUUGUGUGUCUGGAUCAUUUCUGUACAGCUAUGUUAUUUAUAACACACAUGUACUAGUUACUGGAAAGGUUAUUGGAAUACGUUUUAAAAGAGGUUUAGCCAAAGAAGAAAACUAUUCUAGUUUCCUUAAUGGAAAGAGGUCUUAAUUGAAGGAGUGUGAUGUAGCACUCACAAAUGAGAGCAAAUGGGAAGCUCUGUAGCAUGGACAGACACUAUGACGUUUUAGCGCUGUUUAAACUUGUCAUUGACCUGAAGACCUGGACCUCUACGCUCUCAAAGCUCUCAGUGAUUUGUGUGGAGCACAGAACUAAAAGAAAUGCGUGGAGGAAAUAACCUUUCCUACCCUUUCCCACCAAUACUCUUAACUCCUCAUAGAAUGAAAAUAUGCUCUAUUAGACUUUAGAUUAAGAACCUGGUUUUAAUGUAGCCUUCUCAGGCCUUGCUUCAGACAUGAAGUUCCUAUGAGAUGCUAGUUGCAUCCACUUCACAGGAGUGCAGACCUUGUGCUCGGUUUUAUUAUAGCUACUGCUGCUGUGUGCUUGGUGGCUAGGACUUGCUAAUUUGUGCACAGAUCGGGCAACCUAAUGGUGUUUCUGUGUAACAGGUUAUAGUGAGAUUGAUCAAGACUUGGUGAAGUACACUCGCUCUGGGAAAGGAUGUUUUUCCAGGUAGCCAAAUAAAUUCUUUAUUUCACAUCUGUGAUUUCUCAUUGAUUUUAUAUCUGUGCCAGGUUAAUGAUGAGUAAAUGGAUCUUGAAUCCCUUCCCUAGCUGGGAAUGUUUAUGACACUUUUGCAAGACUCAGCCAAGUGCAGUUUUGAUUAAGGAUUCAUGACCAAAGGUUAGGAAGGGCCUUUCAGUUCCCUCUACUUCACAUGAGGAAUAAUAAUUUUUAGGGUUUGUGGGCCUCCAAUUUGUCACAUGCUGUGGAAAGACUAUUGAGAUUAAAUAGUUGUCUAAAGAUAGAAACACUGACAACAUGCUAAUAGUUCCCCUGUACCUUUGCAGAGUCUGACACUGUCCAUGCACAUGACUGCUUUACAGCAUCGUUAGAUUAAAGCCUGCUUGGCUGCUUUUAUUCCUUUUUCUCCUCUGAAUCUUUAAUGUUACAUCUUCCUUUAGGAUCCAGUGCUGCCUCCAGCUGGUUAUUUCUCUUCCCUCCAUAGGGCGUUACGUAGUCCUGUUUAGUGUCUGUUAGGGAGUUUGCAUGGCUAUGAAUCAAAUGCUGCUAUGCUUGCAGCAUAGUAAAACAUACCUUAAAUGACUCGUCUUACGUCUCAAGGAAGGCAGCAUGGUGGGAUAGUCACAUUACAUAAUUGGAGGUGCUAAAAUUGGGCUGUAGCUCCACAGUGACUUUAGCUGUAAUGGCUGGCUCACAGUCCAGUCCUCAUUCUUGCACUGCGCCACUUCCUUCAUGCCAUCUUUGGCUCCUCUCUGAUCCUACACUGAGCUGGUUUGGCACACUGAGCUGGAAAAAACCUGACAUGACAACAAAAGGAGAAAAAUUGGUUCAUGCCAACAGAGCCAGAGGAAUUUCAGAGUCAAAGCCAAGGAGGUGGUGAGACCAUGCAGGUGGGACUGUAGGGACAUAUUUAGGGGCCAUUUGUUAUCUGACAGCUCUUGGAUAGGCCCAGUGGUCCCCUGAAACUUUGGUCAAGUCCAGAAGGUAGCAUCUCUUGGGGAGAGAUGGCCUCCUGCAGGGGGAAAUCACAGCACAGUGGCUGUUCUGGUAGGCAGGAGCCUGUCUCUCCCUGUGGUGACAGAAACCACUUAAGGACUCUAGGUACCUCCACUAGGGACUCUAGGCACCUAAACUGUUUGAUUAUUGCUCCCUCUUCUCUCUUUCCCAUUACAGUCAUUUUAACAAGCUGUUCACCACCAGCAGGUUCAGAAAUGAUAACUGUAAAAAAAAAAAACCCUUUGUCUGUAAAUACUAUUUCUCAGUCCACUAACAGUAAACUUGCAGACACUUGCUCAUUAUUUAUCACGCCUAUGUUUUCAGUCUCUUCUAAUCUCAGCAUCUCCAACAGCAUCCGCAGAGAACAGAGCUGCUCAAAGUGUGGUGGUUUUGAGACCAGUUCUCUUUCAUUUGUACAGUAGUGAGAUUUCUAAUAUGUUGCCAUGCUUGAGUCAGGGUGAAAUUCUCUGUGCUAUGUGAUUCAGGAAAAUAAACUAAAUUAUCUAGGUGGCCUGGCACCUUCUGUGGGCUGCCCAGAUUACUAGUAAAAUAUUCUUGUUGUUAUGUAUUAUUUGAUUUUAUCCAGUGCAGAUAUUUGGAUUGAUUUAUUAGUCUGGGUUAAUUGGUCACUUAGACCUUGAGCCUGCACAGACUCUAUGGUGAAGCUACAGCCUACUUGGCAAUCUAGGUUUAAAAAACAUUGGACCUGGAGAUCUUUCUCUGUCCUGUCACUCGCUCUCAUGUGAUAAAUCUGUGGAGUGAGAUCCUGAACAUCUGUGCAGCAGCCUCUCCAGAGACUCUCAGGUCCACAAAGCACACAUCCACUUGUGUAUAUAUAUAUUGGGGUCUGUGAGAGAUCAAGCCCAAGGAAUAUUCUGGGGAGUGCUUUAUUCCGAAAGAGCUUUAUUUCAGACGACUGAUGGCCACUUGUUGCACACUCUGAAGCAGCAGACUUUUUACACAUGAGGUUGUUAGUUAAUAUAUAUAUUCAUGGCCAGGUAAUCCUUCCUCUUGUGGUACUUAAGCAGCUGAUCUCUUUCAUCUCUAGGUCUGCUAGCCAAGAACAGUGACAAAGGGAUGUGUAUUUACCAUAUAAAGCCUGGCCUUCUUGAUUUUGAAUUCUAUCAUUUUAGGCAGGAGCAUCAUCCUUCUCUGAGUUUCUGGAUAGCUGAGUUUCAAAGGCUGCUGAUCUCUCAGGGUACUGUGGAAAAACCAUUUUGGCCCCUCAGCUACAGCACAAAUGACUGGGGAGAUUUAUAUCUAUUAAGCUUUGUUCCAGACUUUCAUAAAGUAUUUCUUAAUUGGCUUUAAAUUAUCAUACUGGUCUAGUAGAGCAUGAAACAAUCUGCAGCAUGCCACUAAACAAAGGAACUAUUGUAGUUACUUAGCGGUCUCCUUUCAUAAAGUCGCAUUUCAGAAUACCUCCUAUCCUGGGAAUGCUGGCUCACCAGGCGAGUGACCUGGGGGCCAGCUGGGGUAGCAGCCUGUCAGUAUGCUCAUGGUGUCCAGCAAGUUCAAGCAAUAUGACAAGAGCUUAACACGAUGGGAGUACAUCAGCUUGGGUUUGCUGUAGACCAAGGAGUAGACUUCAUACUGUGAUGUAUAAUUGGCUGAACUCACGUUCCUCUGUGUGUGAGCAGUAGCUGACCUUUGGUGGUGGGUGUUGGCAAAUACUGGUUUAAGGAUGAAAACAGCCUACCUGUUAAAUACAAGAAGCAGUGACAUCCUCAUGUCAUCAAGUAAACAGUCAAAUCUGUCUUUUGCUAACCUGACAAAGCUUCAGCAAUACAUCGGUGUUUGUUGCUGCACCUAGUACUGCUGUGCCUUGUCUUUUUUUUUAUCCCUCUUUUCUCCAGUGAGGGAGAAAACUCAAUUGCAUGGUGGAAGUAUUUAAUGAUUCCACCAUGAAUUCAUGGUAUUAUAGCAAGAUGCCAUUAGAAUGAAUCCUGCUAAUGGUUGUGACAGGGUAGUCUAGUCUAAGACAAUAUUGCUGGUUUUAAAUUCCUCACUAUCCACUUUAGUCCCUGACAAGAGGAGAUUCUUCACAGCAAGUCUGUAGUUCAACAACCUGCUGGGCUUUUUAGCUCUUGGCUUGACUGUGAGCUGAGUCCCUAAGGACACCUCCUUGGUGUAUUUAUUGUUAGUGCUUAUGGUACAAACCCAUUCUGCAAUUCUUGUGAAACAGAAGUUUAGCAGCUGACAUUUCCGCAUGUUUUAUAUGCACAUUUUAUAUAGUAGCUUCAUAUAUAUUCUUUAUGUUGAUAGUCUUAAUAUUUUUUCUUUGAGAUUCUUAUUAAAAUUAUUUAAAAUAUUCAUAUUUUAUGCUACCAGAGUUAACUGUGGGGGAAGUUACAUAAUGUCACCUAAAAAAACAGUGAUACAAUCCAAAAUCAUUUUUAAGGGUAUCAUCUCACUGAUUUCUUGAUGGGUACUUUCGUUAGUCAUUUGGACACUUGAUUCUUAGAUGAACCUUUCUAAGGUGGGUCUGAGAGGCCACCUCUGCUUCUGAUUUAGUUCAAGAUCUUCAAGUGAGAAGGUGGGAGAAUGGAGAGGUCCUACACAGGGCUGCUCCUAAGGGAUGGCAAAUGCAUGGUUUUAUUUCAGAGACUGUUUCACGUGUCAAAAAGGUAAUUCAAUAAAGUUUCCGUGAUAGCUUUUUCCCAGAGGUUUCAUUGUCUCUUAAAAUGUGUGCAUUAAUCUUGGUUCCAUUCUUUUCAAUGCAAUCGUAGAAGCAGAGCUUAUCCCCCCUUGGAGCUGGUAUAAUUGUGCUCCUCCACAUGCGCCAGGCUCUGUGUGAAGCUGCUAGUGUAGGCUCUGCUACUGCUGUUCCCAAAAAGGUUCUCUCAGAUUCUCUCAACGCUGAACUUAUUUAUGUUUUCAGAUGUGAACUUGAUAUUGUUUGAGUAGAAUGUGUGCAGUAUAACAUAGAAGUGUCUCUGUGCAGGAUUUAGGAGGAGGCACAGAAAGCUCCUCAAGCGUGUGUGUGCUUUAUUACAGAAAAUCAAGAUGAAUUUGUAUUGUUGAGUCAUCUGUUACGGCUGAUUUAAUUUGUACUUUGUUUUCAUGUUUUAAGUGCCUAAUGAUUUUUUUGUCAAGGAGGCAGUGGUUUCACUGUUAAAAUGCGUACUCAGAAUUCUGCACUUGUUACUUGUUCUGUAAUAGAAUAUUUUUGCAGUUUCUGUUUGGAAAUAAAGACUUAUUAGGCAUAA
This is a messenger RNA of Strigops habroptila (Kakapo), 8936 nucleotides long. It is a transcript of the gene ST8SIA6, whose product is annotated as ST8 alpha-N-acetyl-neuraminide alpha-2,8-sialyltransferase 6. Gene Ontology annotation, molecular function: alpha-N-acetylneuraminate alpha-2,8-sialyltransferase activity. NCBI's taxonomy places the organism in Eukaryota, Metazoa, Chordata, Aves, Psittaciformes, Psittacidae. Gene Ontology annotation, biological process: N-glycan processing; oligosaccharide metabolic process. The record is from RefSeq and is a predicted model, not a curated record. The transcript is spliced from 9 exons. Bases 155 to 1351 code for a protein of 398 amino acids.